Messenger RNA from Lolium rigidum, 3098 nucleotides. RefSeq names its product DUF21 domain-containing protein At2g14520-like. Gene Ontology annotation, cellular component: intracellular membrane-bounded organelle. Lineage: Eukaryota; Viridiplantae; Streptophyta; Magnoliopsida; Poales; Poaceae. The transcript has 13 exons. Gene Ontology annotation, biological process: magnesium ion homeostasis. Bases 1794 to 2813 code for a protein of 339 amino acids. The record is from RefSeq and is a predicted model, not a curated record.
CGCUAGCCAAAUCCCCAGUCUCACUGCGUCCCUCCUCGCUGCCCUCGCCGUGGUUCCUCUCCCCCCUCUCCACCGCGCCGCUGCCGCCGGAAAGAAGAUCCCGGCCACCGCCAGAAUCACCCUCCUGCUGCCGGAAAGGAGAUCCGGCCACCGCCAGAAAGGAGCUCGCCGCCGCCGGAAAGAUGCUCUCCACCGGCUCCUCUUCUCGUGGCUAACCUCCUCCCUCCCUCCAGUACCAAAAUAUAAGGCAAUCCAUCCAUCCAUCUACCAUUAUUGAUCAACUGACAAGAGCUACCGAUUUCUAUUCCCAGCAAAUACGUAUCCUGCAUCGCAGCACAGGAAACUCAGUGAAAUAAUAAUGUCUGGUAUACAUGAGUCUACGAGGAACAUGGAAAUCUUAUUUGGCUAAAGCUGAAAUUCUUCUGAUGAAGAAGGUGCUUUUCUUUAGGCAAGAGGAGACCAUGAAGGGACAUGGAAAUCUUAUUUGGCUAAAGCUGUAGCUACUGAGGCUGAUUCAACGAUUUAUCUGUGUUGAAAUGGAGUGAAGGGAUUUCAGUCGAAGUAGUGGUGCGGCUCGGCUCUUCAACUCUGCGUCGUGCGGGUGUUGACAGCAGAGCUGCUGAUCUCUCAGGUAUGGCUUGGAUGCUGGCGGUGGCUCCUGUGCGGCGGUGGCGUUGCUGCCGCACAAGAGGUGUGUGGGUCAGUGGGGUGCGGGUUGGCGACACUGCGGUCUCCGUCGUCUUUGCUGUCCAGCCGCGUGGGGAUGUGGAGGCUCGAUUCCUCCGGGCGAAAGCCCAGACCUCCGUGGAUGUCGCCGUCCUUCCCCUCUUGAGGGCGUCGUCUUGAAGUCGGUGAUCCUCUUCGUGCACUCCAGUGGGCUGGCCACACGUGGCAUCUACACUGCAUGAUUUUCCUUGAGUUGUGAAGAAGGGCAUCAAUUUUAUUUUAGAAUACUAGUUUAUCAGGAUCUGAUUCUUGAUGUUCGUAAUAUUUGUCCAAUUAAUUCCAGUCAGAUUUGUAUUGGUGCGAUUGUUGUUGGUUCCUGUGUGAACUGAUGUGAUGGUAUUAUUGUUGUUUACCUACGGUCACGGACGGAGCAGCUAGUUGUUUCAUUUCAGUCUACGUAAGUAUGUAAGGAGCUGUUCAGUUUACGUAAGGGACAGCUGGGUGGGAAACCGUUCAAAAACCAUAGGCCAUAACCAUGGUUCCUACAGUGGUUUUAGUUCAGUUUAGGUGGAGAUGUCACGUGGUUGAGUUUGGGUUGGUGUGAACGCAUAUCCUAGUGGGUUUGGUUUGGUUUGGUUUCCUCACGAUGCAUCCUGUGGUUUUAGUUUAAGUUUGGUUUAGAUGUCCAACCAUUCUCAGGACUAAUUCUACCCCCUCUGUUCCAAAAUAUAUCCUAUACCUUGUCCUAUGUUAAAGUUGACCAUGUUUCUACAAAAAAAAUACAGCACCCACAAUAUUAAAGAUAUACACUAUGGAAACAUAUUUUAUGAUGGAUCUGUUGAUGUUGGUUCGGUAUUGUAGAUGUUGCUAUUUUUCCGUAAACCUUAUUAAACUAACUUUGACUUAUGGGUCUUAUAUGUUGGAAUGGAGGGAGUAGGCUCUGUUUAGUUGAUUGAAAUGCAAAAGACGUCCACUUCUCUUUUUUUCUUUGGACAGUAUUUAUAAAUGCAAAUAUGAAUUAUUUCUAGGUUAGCAGUAAUAAUAGUACUUUUGCAGCUAAGAUAUUGCCUGUGGUAAAAAACCAGCACCUGCUGUUAUGUACACUUCUGAUCUGCAAUGCUAUAGCCAUGGAGGCAUUGCCAAUAUUUCUUGAUGGCUUGGUGACUGCUUGGGGUGCGAUUUUGAUCUCUGUGACAUUGAUUCUGCUGUUUGGUGAGAUCUUACCACAAUCCAUCUGCUCACGCUAUGGGCUGGCGAUUGGCGCCUCAGUUGCUCCAUUUGUCCGAGUGCUUGUUUGGAUCUGCUUUCCUGUUGCAUUUCCGAUAGCCAAGCUGCUGGACUAUAUGCUUGGUCAUGGUAAAGCAGCCCUUUUCCGUAGAGCUGAGCUAAAAACACUUGUGACACUGCAUGGAAAUGAGGCUGGUAAAGGUGGAGAGUUAACCCAUGAUGAAACUACUAUAAUAGCUGGAGCUCUUGAACUCAGUGAAAAGAAAGCUAAAGAUGCUAUGACGCCGCUUUGUGAAACAUUUGUGAUUGAUAUAAAUGGGAAGCUCGACAGGAAACUAAUGCAAGAGGUCAUUGAGAAGGGUCAUAGCAGGGUGCCAGUUUAUUAUGAAAGGGAGACAAACAUUAUUGGAUUGAUAUUGGUGAAGAAUUUAUUAUCGAUAAACCCUGAUGAUGAAAUACCCAUAAAGAGUGUAACUAUCCGCAAAAUUCCUCGCGUUUCAGAAGACUUGCCCCUCUAUGACAUCCUAAAUGAGUUCCAGAAGGGCCACAGCCACAUGGCAGUUGUCAUCAGGCAAAACAUUCCAGACUACCCAGCUAAACAGCUCAACAAUGGUGGUGAAACUCUUGAGGUUGCCAUUGCCAUCGAUGAUAAACCUGGUGAAAAGUCUGUGAAAAACCUUACUCCUCUGAGGAGAUGGAAGAGUUACCCCAACACCCUGAACUCUAAUACAGGAAGCAGGAGGGGCAAAUGGUCCAAGGAUCAAUCAGAUGUUCUUCAAGUACACGAGGAGCCAUUGCCCACGCUCAGCGAAUAUGAAGAAGCUGUGGGUAUCAUAACAAUGGAGGAUGUCAUUGAAGAACUGCUACAGGAAGAGAUAUACGAUGAAACAGAUGUACACGUUGAGGAGCAAGAUCAAUAACACAUUGCUGGAGUUUCCACUCCCCAUUUUGGACCUGAAAAGUCACGUGCCACGCCAGUUUUGUGCUGAGGGGGAGAACAAUCUGUAAUGAAACGUUGUAGUAGUAAAUGUGUAUAGACGAUGAUACUGAACAUUAGUUCGUAUGAACUGUUGAUGUGAAUGUUUAGUACGUUGGUAGGAAGAACAUUGGAUUGCGCUUGGCCCUGAAGCUGCAGGAUUGCAAUGUUCCUGGAAACCGUACCGAGCAUCCUGAAUUCCUGAUUCCCGAGACGUUGACGCGGCAGU